This is a messenger RNA of Prorocentrum cordatum, 456 nucleotides long. The record is from the annotation of a GenBank genome assembly. NCBI's taxonomy places the organism in Eukaryota, Dinophyceae, Prorocentrales, Prorocentraceae.
GUCGCGAUCGACGCCUCCUUGGAGGCAGCGGUCUCUGGGGACUCUGUGGGCGUCGGCAACGGCGUCGCCCAGGCCAUUGCCCGGCUGACUGAGGAGCUCGCGGACUACGAACUGUUGCGCGUGAUGCUCAUGGAGGCGGCAGGCCCCGUAACGGACUGGACGCCCGAGCGCGAGGCGCUCCCCGAGGCGGAGCAGGCUAUGGCGUCCGCGGCGCACCCCCUGCGCAGUGCUGUCUGUAGGUGCCAGCGCUGGCUGGGGCGCUGGCUGCCAUGGCCGCCGUGGCUGCGGCUGGGCAUGCUCCGGCAUCUCGGAGUCGCGUCGGCAGGAAACGGUUACCAGUGGCGGAUGAUGCUGACGGAGCUGCCGCGAAACCCUCAAGCCGGCGGGCCGAGGCGCGAGACGGCGCGGCGGUCUCCCCAGAGCUCCCCUGCUUUAGCGGAGUGGCUGCGAGGGUGA